GCGCAAACAUGGCGGAGCCCUCCCUCGGGAAUCCGAGCCCAGGAGGUUCUGCAGGUUCUGACGACCAUGACUUCGAUCUGUCAGUCGACAUGCUAGUUCAUGAUUUUGAUGAUGAGCGCACCCUGGAGGAAGAGGAAAUGCUGGAGGCGGCUGAUGAGGCCAAUGCCAAUGAGAUUGAAGAUCUCGCACGGGAAGGAGAGAUGCCAAUCCACGAGCUGCUGAGCCUUUAUGGUUAUGGGAGCAGAUCGCCAGCUGAAGAAGAGGAAGAUGAGGAAGAUGAAGAACCAGAGGAAGAGGAUGAGGAAGAAGAGGAUGAGGAAGAAGACCUUGAUAAUGAUGAAAGCAGUAGAAGCACUGGCGAGCUGAAAAGAAACGAGGGUGAGGAUUUUAAGACUUCAUCAGAACAAGUGGGUGAAGUCAAGAUCGUAGCUGAAGGCAGGACGCGCUCAGUCAGAUCCUUCGGCACGGCAGAACUCAUUCGCCCCCAGAGACUAAAGUACUUUGAAAGUCAUAAUGAUGCUGAAGGGGAGUCGGAUGAAGACGAGGACUAUGUUCCCUCUGAAGACUGGAAAAAGGAGAUCAUGGUGGGCUCCAUGUAUCAGGCGGAGACCCCUGCUGGUUUGUGUAAAUACAAAGACAACGAGAAAGUUUAUGAAAAUGAUGACCAGUUGUUGUGGAACCCCGACUGUGUUGCUGAGGAUAAAGUUGUGGAGUUUCUGACAGAGGCAUCGAGGCGGACUGGAGAGGAAAAGGGAGUGGACGCAAUCCCUGAGGGAUCACACAUCAAAGACAACGAACAGGCGUUGUAUGAACUGGUAAAGUGUGACUUUGACACAGACGAAGCUCUAAGGAGGCUGAGGUUUAAUGUAAAAGCAGCCAAAGAAGAGAUAUCUGUCUGGACUGAAGAGGAAUGUAGAAACUUUGAGCAAGGACUAAAAUCUUAUGGGAAAGAUUUUCAUUUAAUACAGGCCAACAAGGUGAGAACUAGGUCUGUAGGAGAAUGUGUGGCCUUUUAUUACAUGUGGAAGAAGUCUGAGCGUUAUGAUUUCUUUGCACAGCAAACCAGACUUGGAAAACGGAAAUACAACCUUCAUCCUGGUGUCACAGACUACAUGGACAGAUUAUUGGACGAGACGGAGAGUGCCACGUCCAGCAGGGCAGCAUCUCCUCCACCCACCACCUCCAGCAGCAGCACCAGCCACUCAGAGAGGGAGGACAGCAGCAGCCAGAACGGUGUUUCCAGUCACCCCACAGAGGGCUCUCAGUUGCCUCCAGUCAAAGCUGAGGGGGUUCAGUCCAACGGUCCAUCUCAUUGGGUGGAAGCUCCUCCUUCACUUCCAGACAACAACUCCAACGGUUGCAGCCAACUCAGCUCGCCCAGCCACGACAGAAACGGCUCUCUAGAGUCGCUAGACCACAAAAACACAGCAGUGGUGACACCGGACAGGCCUGCCAAGAGGUGCAGGACAGAGGCAGAACCACUGGACCAAAGUGAAGUGGAACCACCUAGAACACAUGAGAACUGAAGGCUCUGCAACGGUCACAGAGAGACACUGACUUAGGGUGACACAUCUCUGCAUACAUGGGUAGUUCAGCAGAGAACGAGGAAGAUGAACUGUGGCUGACCUGAGAGCACCUGCUUGAAGAAGUCCAAAGGUUGCAGAAACUCAUCCUUUGAGGAGUGUAACACCCCCCCCCCCCCCUCCAAACUGUCUACAAAGCUCAUCCCAAAGUACCACAGUACAAUUACAUCUUACGUCUACCCAUCUUCUCACUGGGGGUUUGGAGAGCAUCAACAUUUUGCCAAGAAUUUUCUUUUACUAUUUGUACCUAAAACAAAUGAUCAUUGAUAUUUUUUUAC
Nematolebias whitei (Rio pearlfish) is the source of this 1861-nucleotide messenger RNA. RefSeq names its product mesoderm induction early response 1b, transcriptional regulator (gene mier1b). The transcript has 13 exons. Gene Ontology annotation, biological process: negative regulation of transcription by RNA polymerase II. The record is from RefSeq and is a predicted model, not a curated record. The coding region runs from base 9 to 1526 and encodes 505 amino acids. Gene Ontology annotation, molecular function: transcription corepressor activity; histone deacetylase binding. Lineage: Eukaryota; Metazoa; Chordata; Actinopteri; Cyprinodontiformes; Rivulidae. Gene Ontology annotation, cellular component: nucleoplasm.